AUGACUCUUGUGGAUAAACUAAACAGUAUGAAGAUAAACGAAGAACUAGAAGAUUCGGAUGAUGAGUUUAAUGACUCCGAGGAAGAUGGGAUUGAUUCUGCAUUGGAUUCAUCACAGAGUCCUGGGACCGAUGAAUUGCGUGUCCUGCUACUGGGAGCAAGAGGGGCAGGAAAAAGCUCCACUGGAAACACGAUCCUCGGUUGCCACACCUUUAACACGGACAUGCAGUUGAGCAGAGUUACGCAGGUCUGUGAAAGGGCUUUUGGGAUCAUCCACGACUGGCCUGUGGCCAUAAUCGACACUCCAGGUUUAAACAGAUUCGGGUGUACUGAGAGAGAAGUGACCAGAGAGAUCCUCAAGUCCUUCUCCCUCUAUGCUCCAGGACCACAUGUUUUUCUGAUGGUUAUGCCUAUAGGAAACUUAACUCAAGAUGAUCACAGCAUGCAUAAGUUGAUAGAAAGCAUGUUUGGCAAAAGCAUCUGGAAGUACACCGUUAUUGUGUUCACACAUGGAGAUAGAUUGGGGAACAAAAUACCUAAUGAUGUCAUCGCAUGCUCCGACGAGGGGCUUCGCGAGUUCAUCCGUAAGUGCAGCGGUGGGUUUGUGUUUUUCAAUAACAAAGACACAGACAACUACACGUAUGUGAGUGAACUUUUAACGAAAAUUGACACUCUGCUGGCCAUUAAUGGGAAAGGAUGCUACACGACGUCUUUUUACCCGUCGGCAGAGAGAAAGAUAAGGAAGAAAAUGGAGAGGAUUUUAGAAAAGAGAAAACAAGAGAUUGCAAAAAAGGAGAAAGAUUUGGGGAUGCUCUGCCAAAGCGAGCUGGAGUUAGAAAGAGAGAAGCAACAAAUGUGGCGAACUGAAGAAGACGAAGCAAGAAAACGGGCUGAGAAAUCAUCCAAACAAAGAAAGAGCAUAACCAAACCUCACUUAAAAGCAGUGUUUCUUAUAGCUAAGGGGGCAGUGGCCCACUUUAAUGUAGGAGGCCUCAACAAAACUUCCAAGGAGGCCUUAAAGGCAGGAGCAAUGACUUCAGAGGAGAUUCAGUUGGCCUUUGUAAAUAUUGAGAAAGACACUUUUGAACUGGAAUCAACACUGAGCUACUUCGGGACCAAUUCAAAAUCACCAUCUUCGCACGGUGAGACAGAAGAAUUGUGCAUCCUGUUACUGGGAGCGAGAGGAUCGGGUAAAAGCUCUUCUGGAAACACCAUCCUCGGGUUUAACGCUUUCAACACAGACAUGCAGCUGAGUAGAGUCACACAGAUCUGUGAAAGGGCAUCCGGAAACAUCAACGGCCGACCUGUGGCCAUAAUCGACACUCCAGGACUGGUUAAAGUCAAUCGAAUGGAAAAGUCUGUGAUCAGUGAGAUCUUAAAAUCUGUUUCGCUCUAUAAGCCAGGACCACAUGUGUUUCUGCUGGUCCUACCUGUAGGAAACUUAACUAUUGAAGACAAGAACAUGCAUAAGUUGAUCGAGAACAUGUUUGGGAGGGACGUUUGGGAGUACACUGUUAUUUUGUUUACACACGGGGAUCGUCUGGAGGGGAAGACUCCAAACGAUGUCAUUGCCAGCUCAGACAAAGACCUCAGGGACUUUAUUCGUAAGUGCAGCGGUGGAUUUGUGUUCUUCAAUAACAAGGAUGUGGAAGACUCUGAGCAGGUGAGCAAACUUCUGGAGAAGAUUGAGACCUUGAUGGCCGUUAAUGGCAGAAGCUGCUACACAACGUCUCUUUUCCCAGCUUCAGAAAGGAAGAUAAGAGAGAAACAGAAGAAGAUACUGCAGCAUAGAGAAAGAGAGAUAGCACAGAAGGAGAAAGAGCUGGAGGAGAAUUAUGAAGAUGAGGAGUUAGAGAGGAAGAAACGCGAGGUCUGGAGAGAGGAAGAAGAAAAUGCACGGAAACUAGCGGAGAAUCCACAAAGACGAAAAUCUCUGUCAGGAAAUCUCACCAAAACCCAUUUAUCUGUAACAAAAUUACAAACAAUUCACUGA
Messenger RNA from Paramisgurnus dabryanus, 1992 nucleotides. Lineage: Eukaryota; Metazoa; Chordata; Actinopteri; Cypriniformes; Cobitidae. The record is from RefSeq and is a predicted model, not a curated record.